AACUUGGCGUUCCCAGCAAGAAAGGGGGUGGCUGGCUCGCCUCCAGUUCACAUAUCCAAAAGAAUUGGCCAGUGAAGAAGUAAGCAGGAUCCAGGUAGCCAGAAGCUUCCAUGUUCUGGAAACACCAGACUAGACAACCCUUCUUCAGAAUGAAGUUCAUGGGACUUCUGAGCAUCCUGCUGCUGUCCAUCCUCUUGGUGAACGCCCAGGGGCUACGGCUGAACGACUGGUUCUUUCCCAGUAAAUGUCCCAGGGUCAGAGAGAAAUGUGAAUUCAAAGAAAGGGACCUGUGCACCAAGACCAAGCCAUGCGAGCGCAACAAGAAGUGCUGUAUGUUCAGUUGUGGGAAGAAAUGCUUGGACCUCCAACAAGAUGUAUGUCAGUUACCAAAGGACUCGGGCCCCUGCAUGGCUUACUUUCCCCGUUGGUGGUACAGUCAGGAAAACAACACUUGCUACAACUUCAUCUACGGUGGCUGCCUGGGAAACAACAACAACUUCCAGACCCAAGCCAUCUGUCAGAAUGCCUGCCAGAAAACAGGUGCAUAGCUCCUGCAUGGAGACUUGCUGGAGCAGCCACCGGGAUGUGACUCACGCAGCAGGCUCUGUCCGGAACACUGAUGGAUGCAAUAGGUUGAUGUCAGCUGUUCCACGCUCUGUGCCCAAGACCUUCGCUCUUCCCCAAACCAAACUCCAGGCACUGCCCGCCCCCCGCCUUUUUUCCAUCUCCGCCUCUUUCCAUGCACAACACCUGCCACUCGGAUUCUCGGAUUCUCGCUCUGUGCCUCGCCCCUUUGUCUCCAACUUUCUGAGCCAGCUCAUCGUCCCUGUGCAUAUCCCAAUCCCCUCCCUCCCCCAAAUAAAGUUCUUGGCUUAG
Ochotona curzoniae (black-lipped pika) is the source of this 876-nucleotide messenger RNA. Its product is annotated as eppin-like. NCBI's taxonomy places the organism in Eukaryota, Metazoa, Chordata, Mammalia, Lagomorpha, Ochotonidae. The record is from RefSeq and is a predicted model, not a curated record. The transcript is spliced from 4 exons. Gene Ontology annotation, biological process: negative regulation of peptidase activity. Bases 111 to 548 code for a protein of 145 amino acids. Gene Ontology annotation, cellular component: extracellular region. Gene Ontology annotation, molecular function: serine-type endopeptidase inhibitor activity.